Molecule: messenger RNA, 2263 nt
Organism: Amoebophrya sp. A120
Lineage: Eukaryota; Dinophyceae; Syndiniales; Amoebophryaceae
Source: the annotation of a GenBank genome assembly
AAGAACACUUUCACUGCAGUACUUGUAUCAGAAGAAUCAGUUGUUUUUUUCACGACGACAGCGCACGGUAGAAGUUGGCCUUUUUCGAUUCAGGACUAAAAGAAGAAGCACUUUCCUCCACAAGAACACCAAAAUGGCUCCUCCAGCGCUCGGUGCGGCUAGAGCGGGCAUGAGUCCGGCCUCUACCUUGCUUCUUGAGGAUGCGUUGCGAAAUAUCGUCGAGGGCAAGGGCUGGCUCGCGGCGGACAAGCGGGCAGGCUUGGUGCCGAUGGGCGCGAUGAGUGUGUUUGGCGAUUUCCCGCCAGACUACAUCCCGAAAAACAUCAAGCAGAACUUGAAGGUAUUAUAACAUCUUCGGCAUUUUUACAAAUCUAGUUGGUUAGGUUUUCGUUUGUAAUGCUGAGCCAAUUUGUAUUGCGAUUUUCGCAUUCUUAUUUUCACCCAUCGCAGGCGGCCUCGUCCUCGCCAAAGAAGAUGUCGAUGAUGAGACAAACCGCGAAAACCCGACGGGCCAUCACGGUAACCGAGUUCCGGAAGUUUUACGACAGGGGGGAUCUGCCGAUCCAGAUAUGGGCUGCAAAUAUGUCUGGGUCUGGAAGAUUGAUGCGAGAUUUGUCAUGCUAGUUUGGCAUGAGUGUGAGCUCUGUAUUGCGUGGCCAGGAAGAGCUCCUAUUGUCUGUCAUGCAAAAACGCUGUUUCUCAUGCGGAAUACGCAACCCAGAGCCACGAAAAAAUCUGUCAUGCUUGGCGGUGCAUUGCAGUGCGAUUGCUAUUCACCGACAUGCAUCACAACUUUCCAGACCCAGACAUAUUUGCGAUUCAUACGUGAUUGACCACAGCAAAGUGGGGGGAAAGCUCCAGUGGAAAAUCGACCUGGAGAAAUUGGACUACCAUCACUACCUGCCCAUCUUCUUUGACGGCCUCCGCGAAAAGGAAGAUCCUUAUCGGUAAAGUAUAUAGCAGAGUGUUGAUCUGUCGUGUGGUCCACUUUUGUAACUUAAUAGUCAUUUGUCGUGCAUAGAAUGAAUGCUCCUCCGGCGGGGUGUGUUACAACUUAUCCCUCUACUUCACGAGGAAGUAGAUUGUGCUUUCGCUUCAUGCACAGUAAAAAACAAUUGUUAAUAAAGAACUACAAGUCAUCGGCAUGGCAGAAUGUCCUUGAACUACAUUUAUUUCCAGGUUUAUGGCGGUUUCCGGUUGCUACGACAUGAUGGCUGCGGGCGGGUCUAAAAUUUUGCCAGUGGUGCCCCAGCUGAUCAUAUGCACAAAAAAAGUGUUAAGUACUACAGUUUUACAUAGUACACACUGUGUUGCAGGCUAAGCAAGACAGGCACGCUCGGUCAUAGGCCGGAUAUCAUGCAUAGGAGACUGGUUUUUGUUCCCACGUUUUGUUCUUUUUCCGUGUGUUGAUCUCUGCAUUCUGCAAGUUUUGUCUGUUUUAUCCAGAGCAAGUUUGUGUUGUGCUAAUGCUAAAACUUCUUAAAAUGCAGCAAGUGUGUUGUAAGUGUAAAGCACUUGUUUUUUCUUGGGAUAGAUCAUUCCUAUCAAGACCGCUCUGAACACACGGGACGAGACGAUUAUCUGCACGGUGCUGAAGAUUUUAGUCGAGCUGGUGCAAAGCGGAGAAAUGGUACGAAUUAUUUUCCGACAUUUCUUUUUUGUCAUGCAAAUGUUGCUACGAGAACGACGAGAAGCGACUUUUUGUACUAUGUGCAUGAACUACUACUCCAACUCCAACUCCCUCUACCAAUUUGUGUUUUUCAGCGAUGGAAAGAAACCACCUCUACAUACAAAACAACUACAGAUCGGCGAAGCGCUGGUGCCGUACUACCGUCAGAUUCUGCCGGUGUUCAACAUUUUCAAGAACCAAAACAAAAAUCUCGGCGACGGCAUGUUCUACGCGCAGAGGAAAAACAAGUGCCUGGGAGACCUGAUUAACGACGUGCUGGAAACCUUCGAGAUCCACGGCGGGGAGGACGCGUUUAUCAACAUCAAAUACAUGAUAUGACACUGCACAACUCCCCCUCCCCCUCAUUUGUAUUGCAUGAACAGCAACACCAGCAACAGCAGAAAAGGGGCUUCCGCAUGACAAAUCUGCAAGCGGAUUGUAGUACUAGUUGAGGUUCCAAAAUAAAUUGUCAUGCUGACAGGGCUUACGAGCAAGGUUUGCAUUUGGUAUUUUGCAUUACAAAUGAGGGGGACGAGGGGGAGUUGUGCACACUCAUACAUGAUCCCCACCUACGAAUCCUGCGUCUUGUCGUAA